ACAAACCCUCCAAACAUGUCAUCAAACACCGCCAUCAUUCCAACCUUGCCCUACGAAGAAUGCCGCGGCGUUCUCCGCGUCUACAGCGACGGCUCCAUCGUCCGCUCUCCCAAACCAAGCUUCGACAUCCCCGUCGACGACGACGGCUCCGUUGCCUGGAAGGACGUCGUUUUCGAUCCAACCAAUCAACUCCAACUCCGCCUAUACAAGCCCACUGUAACGACACACUCCCCCUCGUCGUUGUCCAAAAAGCUCCCCAUCUUCUUCUACAUCCACGGCGGCGGCUUCUGCAUCGGCUCGCGCGCUUGGCCCAACUGCCAGAACUACUGCUUUCAGCUUGCUUCCCAGCUCCAAUGCGUCGUCGUUGCACCUGACUAUCGCCUCGCGCCGGAACACCGCCUCCCGGCUGCCAUCGACGAUGGCUUCGCGGCUAUGAAGUGGCUUCAAGCCCAAGCCGAGGCUGACAAUCCGGACACGUGGCUGACUGAUGUGGCGGAUUUUGGGAACGUGUUUGUUUCGGGUGACUCGGCUGGCGGGAAUAUUGCUCAUCACUUGGCGGUUCAGCUCGGGGCCGGUUCGGUUGAAUUGGGGCCGGUUCGGGUGAAAGGGUAUGUACUUUUGGUACCGUUUUUUGGUGGGACGGUUUUGACUAGGUCAGAGGCUGAGGGCCCCAAAGAAGCCUUUCUCAAUUGGGAGCUCAUUGACAGGUUUUGGAGGUUGUCAAUACCAAUUGGAGAGGACAGAGAUCACCCACUUGUGAACCCAUUUGUGCCAAAUAGCCGGAGCCUAGAAGGAGUGGCUUUUGAUCCGAUCCUAGUGAUUGUAGGUGGAAGCGAUCUGCUCAAAGAUCGAGCUCAAGAUUACGCAGAUAGGCUCAAAAAUUGGGGAAACAAGAUUGAUUGCGUGGAAUUUGAAGGACAGCAUCAUGCUUUCUUCACCAUCCAACCCAAUUCCCAACCUGCAAAGGAGUUGAUGUUAUUCAUCAAACGAUUCAUUGCUCAAAAUUCCACUUGCUGCUAAGACAUGCAUUGCAGCUAUGGCGGCCAUGGAUCUAAGAUUCUAAAACAACAAAAAAGCUUUAUAGUUGUUGGACAUUUGAUAAACUAUUUUUUUAAAGGGUUGUGAGUAUGCAAAGCAGUGUAAAAAUGUUUGGUAAAUUUUAAUGUAAAAGUGAUAUAAUUGUGAACCCA
Messenger RNA from Pyrus x bretschneideri (Chinese white pear), 1190 nucleotides. Its product is annotated as probable carboxylesterase 15. The record is from RefSeq and is a predicted model, not a curated record. The transcript is spliced from 2 exons. Bases 16 to 1020 code for a protein of 334 amino acids. NCBI's taxonomy places the organism in Eukaryota, Viridiplantae, Streptophyta, Magnoliopsida, Rosales, Rosaceae. Gene Ontology annotation, molecular function: hydrolase activity.